This is a messenger RNA of Jaminaea rosea, 2354 nucleotides long. RefSeq lists its product as hypothetical. The transcript has a single exon. Bases 45 to 2327 code for a protein of 760 amino acids. Lineage: Eukaryota; Fungi; Basidiomycota; Exobasidiomycetes; Microstromatales. The record is from RefSeq and is a predicted model, not a curated record.
CAUCUUCCUUUUUACUCCUCACCUACCCAUUUCCUCCGCCGGGCAUGUCCUUCACUUUCAUCGGCGGCAGCAAUGGCGUGGAUGAUGCCCUCGAGAGCAAGGUAUCAUCCCUCUCUCGCCAGCUGAAUGCGCUCAUUGGCCAAAUCGAGGGCGGUAGCGCCCAGGCUCGCAACGAUGUCGAAGCGGCGGACCUCUUUUCUCGUUUGGGCGCCCUCAACUGCGAGACGGCCAGUCAGGCAUUACGCAAGGCUUCGCUCAAAGCAACAACGCUCCUCUCCCGUGCGUCGGCAGGCGGUUUUCACCUUGCCUUGCUCAUGUCACGUCAGAUCCCUUGGGUCACCCAAUCAGGCGACGAAGGUGUUUUGCCCAGGCAUGCGCACGAUUGGCUGGCUGGGGCGCUCAGCUAUCUGGCUAGCGACAAAUCAGACGCAGAAGUGCUGACUCCGCUUCUUGAACUCAUCACGAAGCAUCUUGUCCACCCGAGCACGGCCUCUCGCCCAGAGUACACACGACACGUCGUCUCGCCCAAUCUGGGCAAGUUGCCCGGCCUUCUGGCAGCCCGCCUCGAACGGGGUCAGAGGAAUGAGCUUCCCCUUCUUCUCAACACUGUAGCAGACGAGAUCGAGGUACGCGCCAACACCUACCGAUCAGUAGCCUCUCGCCUUCACGCCAGCGCUAGCGCCCACAUAGCAGAUCCGUCAGCGCAAAUCCGUCUCGCUGCCAUUCGACUGCUGGGCCAGUUGCACCUCACAGGCGCCGUCGGCGAGCGAGGGGCAGGCAAGGAGAGCUCCUCAGCACAUCUUUGGUCGGCGACUAUCAAGGCUGCCAUUGGUAGUGCUCGAUCCGCGUUCCAGGACUGCACUACGACCUUCGUGCGUCGUCACGUCACACCGCAAGCCCAGCUCACCAUCCAGGGCACUCCGCUCGAGCGACUCCACCUCGCCAUCAAUCUCUUGCCAGCCCUCCUCUCCCUUCCAACGCAACGGGCCGUUCCUGUGCCUUUAGCGCGACUGUUUGGUCUCGCUCACGACAUGCUCUCUGUCAUCCGCCCCAAGGCAACGGUCGAAGCCGACGUUAACGCAAGUGAGGCCGCAAGCCUGGUCCAGGUGCGCCUCCUUGCACUUCAACUUCUCGUCAUCAGCCUAGAGACGGCCUGCCUCAUCGGGCAGGAUGCAGUCGCCCGCUUCGCGAGCCAGGCGCUGGAGGAUGCGGUAACUUUGCUGGAGGACAAGGCGGAGCCCGCUGCUGUGAGGGCGGCAGCGGCGGAGGUGCUGGCGGUGCAGGUCAGCCUAGAUCCCUCGUCACGUCUGGUGCUGAGGGCGAGCAGGGCUUGCUUAGCUGCUCUGGUUCCGCAGCAGCUAUUCAGUCAGCAAGCGACAAGACCUCCACAGAAGCGCUCUCGAGCCCGGUACGAAUCGGACGCGGUCGCGUCUGGCAGCCAGGUUCCCUCUCCCUCGGUUGACCCACACCUCUCUCGCUCUUGCCUGGCAGCCCUACCUCACCUCUUCCCGCACUUGUGCACCUCUCUCACCCCGCAACACUUCGACCUCGCCCACACCGCCGCCCAGCUUGUCAUCGCGCUUGGCCCUCCCGCUGUACCCUGUCUCGCAAGGUUGGUCGAGUGCUGUCCCGCCGGUAGCCCUCUGUUGGGUCUGAUGGUGCCCAAGUUGAGCGAAGCGGCGCGAUGGUCCGGGAACGCGGAGGUGCAGAGGGUACUGAGGGAGGUCCUGAUGCCUAGGCUGCCGCCCGUGUUGGCAGGCAGACAGGAUGAUCGGGGCGAUGAGGGGGAGGACGAGGCGACGCGGGAUUGGGGGAUCGAUCCGGAGACGGGGAGGGAGACAACCGCCAAGACGGGGCCUGUGUAUGGUGGUGAGGUGACGACGCGGGAAGCGCUCGAGGCGGUCGGGUUGACACAGCCGUGCCAAGAGGUGACUGUGGAAGAAACGGUGGUUGAAGUACAGCACCCAUCGGGAGAUACGCUCGCCGCCCCGGAGCCAACGGUAAUACCAGUGCCACCCGCCAGCUCAACGUCAGCACCGACGGGCCCGCGUCACUCCUCGCCAGCAGCAAUGCUCUCCCCCGAGCCCACAAAGCCGCUUCUUCGUCCCACCACACCGAAGAUCGGGAGCCCACGCGCUGUAUCUGCUUCGAAUGCAACACUGGGAGCAGCAGCGGCGGCGAGCCCGGAGGCCAAGGAGGUCUUUGCCGCCCCGGCGCCUCCAGCUCGCCCCGCAGCUCAACCACAGAACGCGCUGGCAGAGGAUUCGGAUGAUGAGGAAUUGCCAGAGAUUGAUCUCAGGAGUGACGAUGACGAGGAUGACGAAUAGACAAUACCAUCGUUCGCAUUGCAGAGU